AAAGUUUGAAAGGCAAAUUUCCACGAAGACGGCGCCCAUAACUGAUGGGUGAAUCUGGAAGGAGUUUGCUGUCCUUCUCGGGAUGAUUGGCGGUGAAGGUGGAGGUGAGGGGGAUGCGUGAGUGAGUGAUGUGAGCCAAUGACUAAUCGAUCAGAAGGGGGUACCUAUUCGCGAGAGAUCCUGUAGUUCGCAAUGGAGGAAUUAAGUUUAAAUAGCGUUCAAGUGUCUGCACCUAAAAUUGAGAUGUUAGCUGAUGUGCCUCAACGUGUUUUGAAGGGACUUCCUCAAGAGGUGACUUUACAACAGUCAGCGGUUGAUGAAAAACGCUUAGGUGUGUGGGCCACAAGGUCCAUUCAGAAAGGCAGAAAAUAUGGUCCAUUCUCAGGAGAAAGGAAGAAAAAAUCACAGGUCAAGAACAAUGUGUAUAUGUGGGAGGUUUACUUCCCCCAAUUCGGGUGGAUGUGUAUUGAUGCUACCGAUCCAAACAAAGGCAACUGGUUGCGGUACGUGAACUGGGCUCGCUCCUCCGAUGAGCAGAACCUCUUUCCUCUGGAGAUCAACAGGGCUAUCUACUACAAAGUCUUCAAGCCCAUCCAGCCAGGGGAAGAACUGUUGGUGUGGUACAAUGGGGAAGACAACCCAGACAUUGCAGCUGCUCUAGAGGAAGAGAGAAGUAAUAAUCUGAACAAGAGGAGCUCUCCCAGAGGCAGGAAAGGAAGGAAGAAAGCUCGACGACAGAAAUUUGGAAGUGAGGAAGGAUUCAAACAAAGAAAAACCAAGGCUGCUUCUAAUAUUGUGGCAACACUGGAGAGAGAAAACACAGGGGGUUCUAAGAAGGAUGAACCUUGUGCCCUACCAGCCCAUUUGCCAGAAGAGAGAGUAGUGGUACACCAAAUAGUUACACAGAAGGUUCUCUCUCAGCCAAAGAAUCUGCAAAUGUCUCUUGAGGCAGAAACAAUGCCUGAAGAAAGCAAUUCUAUUGAGAGUCUGCCCAAAAAGAAAAUUUCUGUUAAAUCCUUGAAGCAGAAAUCAAAAGGAGAUCAGAAUGGAAUGGGAGACGUUGAAGAAACCCACAUGUUUCCUUGUAAAAAUUGUGAGCGCAGGUUCACAACAAAGCAGGGCCUGGAACGUCACCAGCACAUCCACAUAUCCACAGAAGGAUUCACUUUCAAAUGCAGGUAUUGUGGUAAAGCCUUUGGCACCCACAUCAACAUGAGGCGCCAUGAGCGACGCCAUGAGGCUGGGCCUAAGAAAAAGCCCACCUUGAAAAUGCACAUAGCUGGACAGCACCAAAAGGAUGAUUUUGAUUUUGAAAAGGCAGCAAUUGACAUCAGUGUUAAUUCUUCAACUCGACUGGAAAAUCCUAUAGCUCUGGAAAAUUACACGAAAACAGAUUCUGUAGCAACAACCCCAAACCUGGAAAGUUCUCUCGUAAAGAGCUGUGAAUCAAAAAUCCAGCACCCAUGCAAACUGUGCAAAAAAACUUUUGGUUCUUACACAAACUUACGUCGGCACCAACGUCGUAUCCACGAGCGUCACCUCUUGGCUAAGGGCAUUAGAAUGAGACGGAAGAGCUCUGCAGAGGAGCAGGAUCUAUCAUCAGACCAAAUCAGGGCUUCUGCUGGACUUCACAUUGCAAGCACAGAAACUGAAGAUGAAGAGGAUGAGGAGGAGGAAGAGGAGACUGAUGACUGUCAAGCAUUCAUCAUGGAUGUUUCCAGUAACAUCUCUGAAAACUUGAACUUCUAUAUUGAUGGCAAAAUUGAGUCAAACAACAGCACCAGCAAUUGCGAGGUGAUUGAGGUUGACACUGCUUGCACAAAUCCAUAUGGACUGCCUUCAGUGCUGUAUCCAGUGACUGAUGAAUCUCCUCAGAACCUUAAAACGACAACACAAGUUCCAGUAACACUCUCUCUUCUAAAGGAACCAACGGACAGUGAUCUGAAAGGUCCUAAGAAGAGGCGAACCACCAGCCCUCCACCAUUUCCGAAGACUAAAACCGAGCUAGGUGUUGAAACUAUAUCACCAGUUGUCUCCUCGUUUGGUGGUCUGUCUCUUCCUGGUCAGACCACUAACAGUUUAAGUGGACAUCAGGAGAAAAAUACCUUGUCUUCAAAGCUUAAGCAGCUUCUUCAGAUACAGGAAAGUAAUUCACACAGGUCAGCUCUGUUUCCAGAUGGUUCAGUUGGUCCUUCAACAUCAACUGCAACAACAAUGGGAUUUAGCCGAUUCAAGAGGAGAACAAGUUCACCGCCAAAUUCUCCACAGCAUAGUCCGGCACUGAGCAGCACAGGAAAGGACACUGACUUUAUACGUAUAUGGAGCGAAAGUUUACCUGGACUAAAAGCACCAAAAAUUGAAAGCCAGGGUAGCUCACCUGCCUGGAGUCUCUCUAGCCGAGAUGAAACUCUCAGCCCAAUGAGCCUUGAAAUGUGCAAAAUAACAGCUUCCAAGGAAUACGCACCAAGCCGGCCUCCAUGCACUCACCAGCCUCUGGAUCUAUCUAGUGGUAUCAAACUACAACCUGAUAUAAAAAUGGAACUGGAAGGACCUGGGGUAGCCAUCUUAGACUUGAGUUUGCAUAAGAAAUUGUGCAGCGACAAUGAAGUCAAAGAGGAAAUGGGGCCAGUUGGUACUCCAGUUUCAUACAGCAGUAAGAAGAAGAAACCCACAACCUCUAUGUUAGAGAAGGUACUUAUGAAUGAAUACAAUGGCACGGAUCUAACAAUGAUUGAUAAACAAGAUUCAGACUGCAGUCCUCAGCCAUGUCUAGAGGUAGAGGCACCACCUCAUCCUGACACAACCCCAACUCUGGUCACAACCCCUGCUCCUUCUCCUCCACCUCCUGUCCUCUCCGUACCUUCACCCCUUCCAGAGUCAGUGACCCAAGUUUUACAGUCAGUAACUCCUGCUUUAUCACCAGUCAGCAUAAACAUUAAGGAAGAAAUUAAAGAUGACGGCUAUCCAGACACGGAUAGCGAACAAGAAAUGAACAGCGUUCUUCCACCCACAAUUGAACCAGAAUCCCCCCAUGACAUGUUCAUUAAAAACCCUGUCGAUGAUGAUCAGGAGAGUGCAGAAAAUUCUCAGCUUUCAGUACAAGAGGAGAAAGCUGAAACAACAUUCACAAAAAGCUUUCAGUGCAAUGUCUGUGAAACUCCUUUCCUUUCCAUCAAGGAUCUUACCCAGCAUUUGUUGAUUCAUGCUGAAGAAUGGCCUUUCAAAUGUGAGUUUUGUGUGCAGCUUUUCAAAGAGGCCAGUGCGUUAUCUGAGCACCGGUCGUCUUUGCAUGGGGUGGGCAAAAUUUUCAUAUGCUCUGUCUGCAAAAAAGAGUUUGCAUUCCUUUGCAAUUUGCAGCAUCAUCAGCGUGACCUACAUCCUGACCAGCAGUGCACACACAUAGAGCUGGAAAAUGGAAUGCUGAGGCCUCAAAAUUUCACUGAUCCAGGCAAAGCCACCAGCUGUCCAAGUCAGUCUCUAGGAGAAAGUUCUGCAUUGCCACCUCAGGAGGGGGAAGAAGAUGAUGAUGAUUCUAAUGACUUAACAGAGGAACUGUAUACUACAAUAAAGGUAAUGGCAUCCGGGAUAAAGCCAAAAGGCCCCGAUGUCCGUAUGGGUCUCAAUCAACGCUACCCUAGCUUUAAGCCUCCUCCAUUUCAAUAUCAUAACCGUAAUCCUGCCAGUGCAGUGUCAUCGGCUGUAAAUUUUACCACACACAAUAUCCCUCAGACCUUUAGCACAGCUAUCCACUGUACAAAAUGUGGCAAGAGCUUUGAUAACAUGCCAGCACUGCACAAACAUAUCCUGGUUUGUGCAUCUGCCAGUGACAAGAAACGCUACACCCCAAAGAAGAACGCAAUCCCGCUGAAAAAGAAAGUGUGGAAGAAAAAUGGGGCAAUUGCUGCAGAGCCAGUCAGGCAGAAUACCAUCCGGAGAAUGGGGCAGCCAAAAAGGCUUAAUUUUGAAACUGAGACAAAGCCAAAAGUGACUAUGAAUAAGAUCAAAAUGAACGCUCUGAAGAAUAAAAAGAACAAAUUGGUUCAGAAGGCAAUCUCGCAGAAGAACCGAUCAUCUGCCAAAGAAAAGGCCAUCUUGAAAAGCAGGAGCUCAGAAAGCCACAAUUGUCCUUACUGCGAGAAAGAAUUCACUUACCUGGGAAGUCUGAACAAACACGUUACAUACAGUUGCCCCAAGAAACCGGCAUCCCCUCCUGCAAAAGGGUCUAGCUCUCAUUCACCUGCCAGCAGUGACAAGGGAGGCAGCCAGCGCAGGAGGACAGCAGACACUGAAAUCAAGCUGCAAAGUACGCCUGUUCUUUUGGGGAAAAGGAGAGGAAGAAUGUUGGGACCCUUGCAAGCUGAGUCUGUUUCUUCAGCACCAAGGUUGCAGCAGCGAAUGAGAUCUGUACCUCCAGUUAAGUCAAAGAAGCCGAGCACAUCACCUAUUGUCUCCAGAACUACAAGUCCAGUAAGAUCAGCUAAAGCAUCACCAGCAGAGGGCAAGAAGUUGAAAUCCGAUCCCAGGCAACGGUCUUCUGGCUUGACUUCGCCAAGGCUGUAUCUUCGAAUGAAGAAUAAGAAAGUUGUUUGGCAGAGGAAAACAAAUGUAAUGAAGCAAAAAAGAUCAGAGAAGUACAUGGGGAAAGCAAAGGAAACUCGAGCAGGUGCUGUUACACGAAGUGGGGCUCCUGCAGCCAUUGAUAGCAAUAAUAGCGAGUUUGAAGAUGACCAAGAAAACCAGGGAUCAUCUUCAGAGGAUGUUCAGGUUUCUGCAAUGAAGAUGGUGAGGUAACAUCCUUGUUUCUCUUUGUCUUUUCAUGACUGAGCUGAAAAUAAAACAUUGAGCCUAGACUGCCAUUCAAAUGGGUCUAAGAAAUUGGUCGUACCGGAUUGAAAGGCACCCAAGAAACUUGAUGAUCUGUCAUGUUUUCCGUCAUUUGCUUCAGAGAGAUCUUCCAGUGAGCUGAUGCAAACAUCUGCAAGCAGGAAGUUUAAAAGAAAUGUUUCUACAGUGUGUGUCUAAGCACCAGAUCCUUCAUGAAUGUGCGGCCUGUCUGGGAUUAUGGGAAAUGGCAAGACUCGGGGGCGGGGGGGGGGGGCAAAAGAGACGGUAUCUGGCAUGCACUUUGUGAAUUGGGAAAUUUAAAAAAAAAACAGUAUCAGGCCAUAGGCUGUGCAUGGUCACCGAAGCAACAAUUGGAAGUAUGAGUCUUCAUUAAGAAGUACCCUUUGAAAUAACAGGGACAGAACUGACCUGGAAUUCAGUCCCCUCUGUUGUU
Molecule: messenger RNA, 5278 nt
Organism: Carcharodon carcharias (great white shark)
Lineage: Eukaryota; Metazoa; Chordata; Chondrichthyes; Lamniformes; Lamnidae
Product: PR domain zinc finger protein 2-like
Exons: 9
Coding region: 193-4791 (1532 amino acids)
Biological process (GO): regulation of transcription by RNA polymerase II
Cellular component (GO): nucleus
Molecular function (GO): protein binding; histone methyltransferase activity; RNA polymerase II transcription regulatory region sequence-specific DNA binding
Source: RefSeq, a predicted model, not a curated record